Molecule: messenger RNA, 7506 nt
Organism: Oncorhynchus nerka (sockeye salmon)
Lineage: Eukaryota; Metazoa; Chordata; Actinopteri; Salmoniformes; Salmonidae
Product: protein phosphatase 1 regulatory subunit 37-like
Biological process (GO): regulation of Arp2/3 complex-mediated actin nucleation; cell migration
Cellular component (GO): plasma membrane; lamellipodium
Molecular function (GO): protein binding
Source: RefSeq, a predicted model, not a curated record
UUUGUGGCUGUGGUAACUAGUGAACCUCCCCAUGCCCACGGAUUUGCGAUGACGUAGAGACAACAAACAGUUGUUGGACUUGAGUAAGCUAAUGCUAGCUAGCACACGGACGAGGAGAUAAAACAGCAUAUUUGCAUUCAAGCACUUGUCGGGGGAACGUCAAUAAACGGCACGUAUUUGUUUUACAGUAACAAUCGAAAAGGAGAGUAUUGCUCUACAGUUAAAUCAUUUUGGGCACGAACUAAAACAUGCUCCGGACUAUGACGCUUGUUUUUUCCUUGCCUAUUCGGGGAUUGCGAUGCGAGGUGCUCCGGUGAGACCGUGAGCGACAUUAGGAAAUCAUUUUUAAUGUUUGUUUUAAUAGAAUGAUAAACUCGAAAACAAAGCAUUUGGGUCUACCGAAAGGUGCAUAAAACUAAAUUGUUCUAGAUGUCAUUGUUGGGUAACUACUUUAGCUAGGUAGCUAGUUUGCUUAAUGCACAAUGCAUAGUAUUUUGCUAACGUGAGCGAAUUGUACAGUUUUAGCUAGUUAGCCAGGUAACGUUAGCUGGUCACUCAAUAUAUAGUUAGAACGUUAGCUAGCUUCCACAUCCACUUUUAGAGCGCGCUGACGAACAAAAUACAGAAUACUUGAACUAAAAACGGCUAUCUAUGCACUUAUCUAUCGCGGUUACCAAGCAUUAAAUUAGCUAGCUAAAGAAGUAUAAACUAGAUUUGAGACUAGCUACUGUCGCAGGAGAAUACGUUAUUUCUCGGUUAGGAUUUGUUUGUCACAGUCGUUUGACACACGGUGUGUUGCGUUUAGGUCUUGAUAAUUUGACAACUAUUUACAGUUGCUGGACAUGGGAUAUGGUCGAUUUAUCAAAGGUUUUCUGAAUUACAAUUUCAGGCUAUAAAUAUUCUGAAUUGCAGGAACGCAUCACGUAUCAAACCAGUCAAGAAAUUAUAUAUUGAAAUAGUUGUGCAUGUGAGCACAAAUAGCUGUUUUGUCAACCAAUUACUUUUAACACUCAGAAUGCACUUUAUAUUGUCGUUGUUGUCAAAACAAAGUUGUAAACAUUCUCGAUGAAAGUACUUAUUUUACAAAUUGUUAGCUAUUUUAGGAACGAAGACCAGCAUUCAAAGGCUAGACUGAAAUCAACCUUGUGUCAAGUGCAGAGUUCUCGAAUCCCGUCAAAUUGCUAGAUCAAUUGCCAACACUACCUUCCUGGAAAUGAAAAUAUGAAUAUCGAGGAGCAAGCUCUAGAUUUGUGCAAUGUCAAAAUGAAGAGUAAUGUCGAUGACAAUACUACCAAUAACUCGGAAGAGAUCAUACCCCGGAUUUCGGAACUGAUGGAUGGAAACUUGUGCAAACAAGGCAUUGGCACCGAGGUCGCCGACACGUCCUCUCUAGCCAGGCUCACUGACAACCCGCGGGGGGAGGACAACCACCGGUCAAAAGAGACACUAGAAAUCGACGAAGUGAACGGGAAUAAGAACAACAGCGUCCCAAAUACCCCUGCAAUUGUCAGUUCUGACUUUGCCAUUUCUAAUGACGACCAAGAGGAGAGUAUCAAGGAUACAACACCAUCUGCCCUCAUGUUUGCUAUUGAGGAAGGGGAUGAUGGUGGGGAUAUGGACAUUAGUGUGGAUUUGAGCCUGGAUGAAAGUGGCAUGUUGGAGUCAGAACCUACGGACCAGGGACCAUCCCUAGCAGAGGAGACAUUCUCAAGCGGUACCAAUCCAGAUUCAUCUACCCCAGAUGUUGUCACGGACAAGGAACCUGAUAAACCCUCAGAACAGGAGGACUCGCCACCUGUCAUUGCCACAGGAGAGGCCCUCUCUCCAGCCCUGGAUGAGGGGGAUGAUAAACACAAAAAUGGCAAGAGGGUGACUUUUCCUUCAGAUGAGGAUAUUGUCUCUGGAGCAGUGGAGCCCAAGGACCCUUGGAGACAUGCCCAGAAUGUGACGGUGGAUGAGAUUCUCGCUGCCUACAGACAGGCCUGCGUGAAACUCAACUGUAAACUCAUCCCCAAAGUGCUCAAACAGAUGCAGGAGCUGAAAGACCUAACUCAUCGAAACGAAUGCCUGGACCUUAAAGGUGAGAAGCUGGACUAUAAGGCGUGUGAGUCCCUGGAGGAGGUGUUCAAGAGGGUCCAGUUUAAAGUGGUGGACCUGGAGCAGACCAGCCUGGAUGAAGAUGGUGCGUCAGCUCUCUUUGACAUGAUUGAGUACUAUGAGUCGGCCACACACCUCAACAUUUCCUUCAACAAGCACAUCGGCACCCGCGGCUGGCAGGCCGCAGCCCACAUGAUGAGGAAGACGAGCUCUCUGCAGUACCUUGACGCCCGCAACACGCCCCUGCUGGACCACUCUGCCCCGUUUGUGGCACGGGCUCUCCGCAUCAGCGGCAGUCUUGCUGUGCUGCACCUGGAGAACGCUGGGCUCUCUGGACGACCACUCAUGCUGCUGGCCACAGCUCUGAAGAUGAACAUGAACCUACGGGAGCUGUACUUGGCUGAUAACAAGCUGAAUGGCCUGCAGGACUCUGCACAGCUGGGCAACCUGCUCAAGUUCAACUGCAAUAUCCAGAUACUGGACCUCCGCAACAACCACAUACUGGACUCUGGUCUGGCCUAUGUCUGUGAAGGCCUGAAGGAACAGAGGAAAGGCCUGGUCACUCUGGUGCUCUGGAACAACCAGCUAACGCACAAUGGCAUGGGCUACCUCGCAGCUGCACUGCCCUGUACCCAGAGUUUGGAGACUCUAAAUCUGGGCCAUAACUCUGUGGGGAACGAGGGGGUCCACAAGCUGAAGGACGGGCUGAUCUCCAACCGCUCGGUGCUCAGGCUGGGCCUGGCAUCCACCAAGCUGUCCUGCGAGGGUGCCGUGGCAGUGGCAGAGUUCAUCGCCGAGAGCCCCCGGCUGCUGCGUCUGGACCUGAGGGAGAAUGAGAUCAAGACGGGGGGCCUCAUGGCCCUCUCCCUGGCCCUCAAAGUCAACACCUCCCUCCUACGCCUCGACCUGGACCGAGAGCCCAAGAAAGAAACUGUGAAGAGCUUCAUCGAUACACAGCGUUCCCUGCUGGCUGAGAUCCAGAACGGCUGCAAGCGGAACUUCAUCCUAGCCAAGGAGAAGGAGGAGACCGAGCAGCAGAUGCAUUCAGCAUCAAUGGCCGAGAUAGCAACCGAGGACAGAACCGAAGAGGAGGAUGGAGCUGAUUCCGGCGAGCAUGUUGAAAAAGAUGGGAAAGACGGUGAGUGUGAGGGAGGAGAGGAAGGAGUAAAAGACACUGAGAGCCUGACUAACAGCCAAUCGGCAGUGUGCUCUGAGGGAAUAGUGUUGCCUUUGCUGUUGGAGUCAGACUCUGACACAGACGAUGAUGAGGAGGAAGAGGUGGUUCUCUCUAAAGCGCCCACCGUCUCCCCUGUCCCCAAACACACUGGCCCUUCACUCCGGGCAGCGACAAACCAGCACCCCCUCAGUGCCUCACAGAUGCCAAGCUCCCUCACACCACCAGCUACGGGGGCUUUCAUUUCAGGGAUCACCGUCACGGAGUCCACGGGCCCCCCCGGUACGCCCCCUUCGCCGGGCCGCUGCAUCUCUGUGUCGAGCCCCGGGAGGGGCCACAAGAUCUUCAUGGUGACCAGAGUAGAGAGCCCCUCUGACCAGCAGCAGGUUCUGGGGAAGAUUGGCCUGUCCAACCCCCAGGCCUCAAAGGAGCCAGCGGUGUCAUUAGUGAAGCAAACCACACAUCGACCACAGCCCCCUUCACAACCCUCACAGGAGGAGGUGAGAACAGAACAGACACAACCCCAGACCACACCACUGACACAGGAGGUGACACAGAGCCUGACAGAACAGACACAACCCCAGACCACGCCCACGCCACUGACACAGGAAGUGACACAGAGCUUGACAGAACAGACACAACCCCAGCCCACGCCACUGACACAGUUGACACAGAGCCUGACAGAACAGACACAACCCCAGACCGUGCCCACGCCACUUACACAGGAGGUGACACAGAGCCUGACAGAACAGACACAACCCCAGACCACGCCCACGACACAGGAGCUGGUCCAGAGUUUAGAUGAAUCACAGAAAAUAGAUCCUAAACAGACGGAGCAGAGUCCUGUUGCGCCAGAGGAACCUUCUUCAGAGGAGGCCGUAGUAGAGACUCCUAAUGACCCAUCUGAGACGCUAGAACUACCAUCCAACCUCCUAACCCAACCCACAGAGGAGGAAGUUGAGGGCGUUCUAGACCGUUCGCAACCUGUACUGGCGGAGCAGAGCCCAGGAACAGCAGCCCAGCCGUCACACACACCGUCCCUUCCUACAGAAGAUGUAGCCACUCAAUCACUAGCAUCACCCCAACAGACAGAGCAGAUGGUAGAGACAACUACAGAGCCCCGGCUAGAACAGUCUGCUGUUGAGCAGCAGUCCACUGAAGCUGUGCUGGAAGGAGAGGAGGUGGUGGUAGAAAAGGAGGCGAGUCAGGACCCAGUAGAAGAUACAUUUUGUGAACAGGCAGAGUCUCAAACCAACACAGAGGAAGUUGAGAUGCAGUCAGAACGGCUUCCACAGCAGGAACAGGCUAGCGACACAGUUCAGCAACCGUUAGUGCCUCAGCUAGCGAUGCAGACUAACACUAAGCCCCUGGGGGGUCUGCUUCUAACAGCACCACUCAAGUCACAGCCUGAAACAGUGCAGCCAGACUCUGAGCUUCUGCCCCCAGAACAGGAACCGGCAGAGACACUUCCACAGGCACACCGACAGGUGGUGCCAGAGAGUCCCUCUGAGCAGGGAGCCACAGAGAGUGAAGCAGAACAGGAACUAUAUCUGUCAGAGGAGGAGCAGCAGCAACAACUAGCACAACAGGCACUUCCUGUGCAGGUGGAGCAGCAGCAACAACAACGUCCUGUUCUAGAGCAACUACAGCAGCAGCCUCCCCAACCAGAGGGGCAAUCACAGACCACCCUUCCCGCCGAGCCCUCACCUGUUCCAGCCGAGACAGACACUUCUCUGAAGGUGGAGGGCCGUAGCUCCCCUCCCAAGGCAGAGGAGUCCCCAGACGAGAGCUCCACAAACGAGGGGGAGAGCGUGGAGGAGAUGAUGGGCUCGGCCCUGCCCAACGGCCUGAAGCCAGAGUUCGCCCUUCACCUGCUGGAUACCGAGGGCCCCAAGCCUGGGCCUGGCAGCUGUGUGAUGGAGCACGUGAGUGUGACAGCAGAGCUGAGCUGUGGUCAGGAUCUAGAGGAGCUGUUGCUGGAGGCCAGCCUGGAGACUGGGAGAGACGCACCAUAGCCCUGUCAUGUGGUUCUGUAGGAGAGAGGAACACGGGAACUCGUAUCGUCUGUGUCUCGGUGACUCUUGUUGCUCCUACAAUUUUUUUUUUUCUCCCGUUGUCAUAAUCCCACAACUCACCACCGCCAUGACAACAGAGGACCAGUUGUCAUCUAAGUAAUACACCUAAAAAAAAAAAACUCAAAGACACAACAAUAAUCAUUGAGCUUCAUCACAGCACGUAAUGGAUUAACUACGUCUUCAACCGAAGUGCGCGCACACACACAUUUUAAAGAAAGUAAUAAAAAAACAAGAAGAAAGUCACACUAACCUUUUGCCUAUCACUACAUUCCGUCAAUCAGGAAACCACACUCAUGCAGGUAACAGGGAGCUGGGGGGGAGGGGGUGAGAAAGAGGUAGAGAGGGAAGGAGGGGCUUAAUCACUGCUCUACCCCAAGACACACUGCUCACCCCCUGCUCCACCCCGACCUGUGUUCUUGAUAGUGUCGUGAGCGUGCACACUGACACAACCUUACUAUUGCCCUCUGCUGGAGGAGAGAGAAUGUGUACAGCUGUGUGUGACAGUGUGGGACCCAGCCAAGAGGACCUGCUGGCUUUUUAGUGUGUCAUUCUCUGACAAUGACAGUUGGGCACAGAGGGUUUUAUAACCAAGGAAGGUGUGACAGGAGAAGGCAUUUGUUUUGUGCGUAUUUGUCUUGUUAGUUUUAUUUGCCCCCACCUCGUAAGGGAUCUCUGCCAAAGUGACCGCUUUCUUUUCUGUUCCUUCCGUUGGCUUUGGCCCCCUCAGGAAUCGUCCCCUCUAGUCUGUCUCCAGCAACGCUCUGGAACAUCCAAACCAUCUGUCAUCUGCCAAAAACAGUGUCUCAAUCAAAACUUAUUUUGGGAUCAGAUAGCAGAAUUAGUCUAAUCUAAAGCCUUCUGGAAACCUCUGUAAAUGUUGGAUAACAAAAUGUCUGCCUUGAUGGAGUAAUGCCAUUCAUUAGAGUAAGUCUACUCUUCUUUUUUUCCUCCACCGGACAGUUAUCUCAGACAUUCUUUUCCAGGCAGAUUUUCAUGUUUGUCCGACCAGAGUGAUUAAAUGUAGUGCGACACUCAAUAGGAGUAUAAAGAAAAAGUAGUUCUGACUUUGUCUUUCGUGUCCUCCCUUCUUUCUUUCAGUCUUCUGCUGGUACAACACUGUGCCAUCUCAUUUCCCAGCUCUACGCAGGAUUAAUGUUGCCUUCGACUCGGCUAGGUUUAAAUCUCAUCUCCUUUUGUUUUGCUGCUUGGAGAAAUCAGUCGUUUGUAUUUAUUUUAUGAGCCUUUUACUUUGUGUGAUUUAUUGUUCUCCCCUUCUCUCCCUCUUUUUAUUUGUUAUUUUCAAUGGGGUUUGCUUUUAAAGAUUUCCCCCCUUUUGGUGUAUAUUUCAGAUUCAAAUUAGAGCAAUUAUUACGUUGAGGUUUUUUUGAGGGGGGGGGAUAAAUGAGACUGCUGGGUGGAGGGAUCAACGGUUAUGGCAAUAGGGAGGGAGAGUGCAGUUAUGAAAAUAAACGAAAAGGACGUUUUCUUAAGGAGGGGCAGUGUGAGUGGUGGUUGACAUCACUCUGACAACACACUGACUGAGAGACUAUCCCUGUUUUGAGACAUCACAUCUUAAACACUACUGUGCUAGGUUAAUCUGUGGCCACCUGGGGGCGCUGGGGCUGCUGGUGGUUUCCUUUCUAGAUAUAGAUAUACUGUAUUACCCAACAGCAGUUACUGCUUAAGACUUUUGUAGGCAUGGAGGACAUUGAUUUGAACACAAACAGGUGGGUGAAAGUUUGAGUGGACUUCCCAACAACACUGAGGACAUGUGAGCCCAACACUGUGAACCUAUGGGCCAGCUACCAAGGGCCCUAUUCAACUUGUAUCCAAAAGAUUCCCGGGUACAGUAAAAACUUGCUUUCUUACAGUGCAAGAAGAAUACAAGUUUGACUCAACCGCGGGAUCCUCUGGAUAUAGGUUUUGGUUGAGUAGAGCCCCUUGUUUCAAUCCCUCUGUUCUUUCACCCCUGGUCAACCAGGUUGUUUUUCAACCCAAAUCCUCAUUGCUGUGCUGCCCUCACUAUUUGUAAUGCUUACAUUUUUUUUUUUUUGUCAUUUUUAAUUAUUUGUUAAAUUAAUUGAAAUGUGCUGGUAAUCACAAAGAUAUGUAUGGCAACUUUUUUUGUUCCUCUCUCAAAUAAAUGCAUGUAAUGACUAA